AUGAGCGACCUUCUCAAGUAUAUUCUCACCCAAGACUCUUUCAGAAAAAACCGCCUUCCCUCGCUCUACUCCGACUUCUCGACUCAGAAGAAAACAAAUCCCGACGGGUACCACGUGAAUGCCACGGCAUGGGAACAAGCCUUGGUGAAGGCCGCGCGGAAUGGAUACAUUGCAUCAUCGAGUGGUAGUAGCCCUGGUUCGGAAGCGGCGCAGAAGCGCAAGUCGAAUCAUUUGGUGCUGAGGGUUGAUGAUGGCUUGGUGCGCGAUCUGGAGAGUCCGCAGUUAGGGAGGCCCGUUGCGCUGGGGAGUGUUUUUGAGGAUGCUGUCUGGAAUCGCGUCAUGGUUCCUCUUCAGUUGUUCAAGGCUAGCGGGACAAGUUUGCGGAAGCCACAAUGGGGUCUUAUAGAUACAACGGCGCUGAGUCCCUGGAAUGUCAUGGUCUGGGGCCUGAAGCAAAUACGCGGCAUUGUGGUUGGAGCUGUGUCAGACGGCGGGAAGCUACAGGCGCAGGAAUUGGUGUUGGUGGAGAAUCUUCAGGAGGCUGCGGAUAAGGUGGUGAGGCGAGUUAUGGGUUCGAAUCCGUCGAGGACGGACUUGAUUUAUACGAAAGAGGGCUUUGUGGAGAGCUUCGCGACGAUUCUAGAUGAGGAAAGUGAGCUGUCUAAUGCUGAUUUUGAUGUUCUAUUGCUAUAUCUAUCCCGUGAUAAGGGAGCCAUUGCGUAUGAUGGCAAGACGAUCAGAUUCCGUCCCACAAAUGACUCCCCAAAGGAGAUUACCCAGCAAGACACGACGAUUGCCUCCAUUCGGUCUCUGACAACGACAAUGUCGAAACAGGUUGAGGGUCUGGAGAAAAAGAUUGCCGAGCUUAACACAACAGCGAAGGCCGCCUUAAACAAUAAGAAUCGUGUUUCAGCUCUCGCUGCAGUGCGGUCUAAGAAGCUCGCGGAGCAUAAUCUGCAGCAGCGACUUGAUACUCUGGCACAGCUGGAACAGGUUUAUCUCAAGAUCGAACAAGCGCAAGACCAGGUUGAGUAUGUCAAGGUCAUGCAAGCGAGUACCGGCGUCCUUCGAGGUCUCAAUGCCCAGGUCGGAGAUGUGUCCAAGGUCGAGGAUGUGGUUGAGGAGCUGCACGAGGAGAUGUCCAAAGUGGAUGAGAUCGGUAACAUCAUGGGAGAAGCUGGUCCUCAGAUCGAUGACACUGAAAUCGAUGAUGAGCUUCAGGAGUUGGAGUCGUUGGAACGUGCAGCGAAGGAAGAGGAGGAGGCAGAGAAGACCCGCAAGCAGCUCGCCGAACUCGACAACCUCGGUUUGGAGACCAAAGGAGCUAUACGAAAAGCACCGCUUGACCAGAACGUCGGCUCCGCUUUGGAAGAAAGUAUCGAGAAACUUUCGCGGAUGUCAGUAGAGGAAAAUGCUUGA
Aspergillus calidoustus is the source of this 1419-nucleotide messenger RNA. The record is from the annotation of a GenBank genome assembly. Lineage: Eukaryota; Fungi; Ascomycota; Eurotiomycetes; Eurotiales; Aspergillaceae.